CGCUCGCAACCGCGACGUUUCUUCUUUUGGGCCAACUCAUCGGUCUUUUGUUUGACAUAGAAAUAUGUUUAUUUUCAGUAAUAGAGCUUCAACACAUUUAAUACAAGAUAACUGUUAGGAUUAACUAUUAAUAUGGAAGUAUAUUACCUUCUAUUCGUAUUGAGUGUCUUUUGGCAUGGCUCUGAAGGUAUAAUGUGGAGUUUGGCUCCCAACACUCAGAAAUGUUUAAAAGAGGAACUACAUGCAAACGUGCUCGUGGCUGGUGAAUAUGAGGUCACAGAAGCUGCAGGACAGAGAAUCGACUAUGUAAUCCGUGAUGCAAAAGGUCACAUUUUGUCACAGAAGGAAUCAAUAAGCAAAGGAAAGUUCACAUUUGUCACAGAGACAUACGAUACAUUUGAAGUAUGCUUCAUAUCCAAAGUACCUCCAGAACGCCGUGGGGUCAGUCAAGAUAUAACAUUAGAUAUUAAAAUUGGAAUUGAAGCUAAAAACUAUGAAGGAAUUGGGGAAGCAGCCAAGCUGAAACCUAUGGAGUUAGAACUGAAGAGAUUAGAAGACCUAUCAGAGGCCAUCGUCCAAGAUUUCACAUUAAUGAGAAAACGGGAAGAAGAAAUGAGAGAUACUAAUGAGUCGACCAACAACCGGGUUCUAUUCUUCAGUAUAUUCUCCAUGGUCUGCCUCUUGGGGCUCGCCACGUGGCAGGUCCUAUACCUUCGCCGGUACUUCAAGGCGAAGAAGCUUAUCGAAUAAAGACUCUAAUUACACCAGUCGCGGAUAAAGUUCCAUGCCUUGUAGGAGAUUUUUGGUACCUUAAUUUUGGGGACUUGUAAUAUGAUCUCUCUACCAUAUGUCUAUGAAUUCGUUUUUUUUUAUAGUCAAGGCGAAGUAAUUUUUGUAUACAGCCAUGUUUUUAUUAGUUGUCCUAUACCUAUGAAAGUAGUGACUGUAUUCUCUUUACUUGAAGCAGUUCGAUUAUUAUUCAUUUAUUUUUUAAAAUAUCCUUUCUGAUUUCUGAAAUUCUGCUCCUUUUACUUACAUCAAUUUAAAGUAUACUUUUCAUUCAUUCAUUCAUACAUGUGUAUAUACAAUUCAAUACUUAACUAUAACAGAUAAUAUAUAUGUAUAAAAUACGCACCUUUAGAGUAUUCUGACAAGAAGGAUAGUCGAUAAAUAUUAAGUUUACAUUCAUCACAUGCAUGUUACUCUAUCCGCGUCCCUAGAUCUUGUGUUAUUAUAUAUUUUAAUAUAAUAAAUUUUUUUCAAUACUUAA
Messenger RNA from Achroia grisella, 1270 nucleotides. It is a transcript of the gene bai, whose product is annotated as transmembrane emp24 domain-containing protein bai. NCBI's taxonomy places the organism in Eukaryota, Metazoa, Arthropoda, Insecta, Lepidoptera, Pyralidae. The coding region runs from base 133 to 750 and encodes 205 amino acids. The transcript is spliced from 5 exons. Gene Ontology annotation, biological process: intracellular protein transport; Golgi organization; endoplasmic reticulum to Golgi vesicle-mediated transport. Gene Ontology annotation, cellular component: COPII-coated ER to Golgi transport vesicle; endoplasmic reticulum-Golgi intermediate compartment; endoplasmic reticulum. The record is from RefSeq and is a predicted model, not a curated record.